AGCCAUUUUGACUCUAGCCGCGUCGCGCGCCCCACCAUCUUGGCUCAUCCAGGCUUGGGAUGGCUCGCUACGUUACUGAGUUGCGGCAUCGCCUCGAGUGAUGGUUCAUAAACAUUCGGCUGAACGGCUCCGUGACCGACGCCUUCGCGCUCGUCUUUAGGGCUAUUUGCUACUUCGUGGUCGCUGCACUAUCGAAGUUGACUCUCGCAUUCGACAGCCAGCCCAAGAUGUGUUGCGUUCUAUGGAAAUGCAUGUUCGGCAUGACGAGUUGAAUCCUGUUCCGCACCACCAUGCUCGCCUGGCUUCAUUGGCAGCUCGGGAGCAGCUGUCUGCAGCUGAGUUUGCCAUGUCGCAGCGCGUCCACAAGUCUGCUGGCAGGGCCAAACACAAUGUGAGUAGGAUCGCGAUGCACGCCGCCGCCCAGAGUGGUGCCCCCCGUGCUCGUGAUGACCAGUUGUCUUUUGUUGCUUCGUCAGUCCCGUCUGCAGACGCACCUGCUCAGCCUUGUGGAAGGCUUCUCGCUCGGAGGUGGCGGCAUGGUCAGACACGGCUUCGGCGAGAUGCUGCUGUAUUUCACCCCUCGGAGGUGGGUUGCAUUCCCACGCUUUGGGCGCAUGAACUUUCUGAGGACCUCUGUGACCACGGUGUGUGCUGGGCCGACGGGCUAGAGGGCGACACGUCAUGGUCUUUCUGCAGCUCUCCCGCGUUUACUUUACCUCCGUAUGUUCCCAGUGUGUGUGACGAUGACUUGUUUCUUUUCAACUGUUAUGAUGCGGGUGCUCUUGGUUCAGCCGCUCAGCAUAUUGAAUAUUGCCGCCGCAUCUCUCACGAGACACACCUGUGGCUCGCCGCCAUUGAGCAGAAGUCCGAGAAGCAGUUUCAGUGGAUGCGGGAGCUAGAAGAUAUGAUAUCUACUAUUGUUCCGAUUGGCUCUCUGGUCCAACUCCGCGAGCGCUCGGACAAGGCUUUGCACGACCUCGAGGAGCAGUCCGUGGAGGCCGUCCAGCUCUUGGAUUAUAAAAUCCAGGCGCUCCGUGAGGAGGUCGUGGGCUCUCAGCGUUUGGUUGUUGACAAGGUUGAUUGCCGUUUCAGCCGUAUCCCAGAUCUGGCGCGGUUCGAGGCCAAAGCUGUGUCUGUUGCUGAUGCGCUUCGCACCGAUCAUGCCCGGGUGGAGGCAGCCAUUCGCCUGCGCAGAGACCACAUCGAGUCCUUCGUCCAAUCGGGUGUUGCGGAAUGCCGCAGCGUGCUUGCUGCGGAGACCUCCAAGCUCAAGGCGAUGGUGGUUGACCCCUCGGCGGCCACGGUCGAACGGUGGGUUCGGCGGCCCCUCGAUCGUCUAUGGGAUGACUGUCAGCUUCUCGUGGACUCGCAUUGCUCCAAGGUGAAGGACUUCUUGUCGUCCACGCGCGAGUUGAUUCUGAUGGAGUCCCACGCCGUGUUUCAUGGCUUCUCCGCAGAUGUGCCGGCGCUGCGGGACUCCGCCGCGCUGGUGCAGGAUUUCAGGGGUUCCCUUUCUUUGACUUCGGACCUGAAGGUUCAGGUCGUUGCCCACGAGCAGGCCCUUCAUGAACUGGCCGCCCUGGCGGGCUCUGUUGUUUCUCAGAAUACUGAUAUGAUUUCGAACGCGGUCGACUCGACCUUCAAGCAGCUCGUGGAGUCUGACAUCAUGUGUACUGCCGUGCGUGCCGAGCUGGCUCGGUCGGCGGUUCGUGAUGUUUCUGGCCGUGAUCGUGUCCGCGUCGGCGGUCUCGUGCCUGCUGCCGCUGCUUCUUCGUCCUCUUCGGGCUCGCUCCUUGAUGACGACGAAUGGUGCGGCGUCUGUGGUGGCCGCAGAUCUCACGCGUUCUCCAGGCUGCCUUGCGCCUGCUUGCUCGAGGAGGAGGGGAACUGGUCGACUUGACGGUGGUCACAUCGUGUGCUGCCCCGUCUACUCCCUCGCUCUGCUGCCUCCUCGCCUUUUGUGGUGCAGGAGCACGGCGUCGGGUUGCAUUGCGAUUGGAGCCAGUUUGUGAUCACCCCCAUGGGCUCCUCGGCGUUGCUCUUCCUUGUGCUGUGGUGGGACUUCCCUGUCAUGCGCUCCCUGGGCCGCGUCCCUGGGGUAUUUCUGCUAUUCGCGUUGACUGUCGCCUUCCGCGGUUUCGGUUCGGCUCGCGCCGUGGGCGGCGGAUCUGUGUAGAUUAACCAAUCAAGACAUGAUUUUUCUUUUACGCUGGGCUCCUUCUCCUCCUCCUCCUCCUCCUCCUCCUCCUCUUCCUCCUCCUCCUCUAUGCUCGUCGUCUGCUGCCGUUCGCGAGCUUCGUGAUCUUGCUGAAGUGCUUGCUCAUUGGGCCUCGGACUGGCUCCCCGACCUUUACAUCGCCAACUGGGACCACACGCUGCGCCGCGGCAGCGACUGGAUGGACUGAUGCGAACAACGUGCUCGCCGACAUCUUCGCCGAUGGAGCAUGCGCACUCUGUUCGCCGCCUCCUCGGAAGACGACCUCCGCCGCCGCGCUCGCCACAUAUGCCGACAGGCCUGGCACGAUUCGGAUGCCGAUCGCCGUGGCAGGGCGAACUACAUGGCGAGGGCCCCCCGCACGUCUGAUAUGCAGGCGGUGCUCAACCUUGCUGCUGAAGAACACCGUCUCCGCCGCCAAUGGAUACACAUGGCCGACGUCGUCUCCGACCCGUCCGACACCACCUCCAUCGAGGAGAUCGACAAACAGCUGCAUCCAGACGCCAUCUCGUUCAAUGGCCUGACCGCCAUGUACCAGCCCCCGAACAACGUCAAGAUCCACUGGCGGCGCACGCGAGCAGAGAUCGCCCGCAUGCCCCCAUCGCGUUUCUGGCCCACGAUGAAGACUUUGGCAAGCGCACGGUCGACGUCGUACCGUCUCCACGUUCAACCUGAACGGCGCCCUUGCAUCUACGGGUGCAACGCGAAGCACGCAACGGACAGCAUCUCGCACUACCUCAUUUGCCCGAGGCAGUGGCACGCGCUGGCGUACCCCAGGGGCCGCCUCUCGAACUGCCUCUUUGCCCGCCUCGGGCUGCACGACAGCUGCCACUCCGUCGCCCCCAGCGACGAGAAGCACGUCUCCCACGCGAUGGUCCGCUUGGCAGUCGCAUACCGCAUGUACCACACGUACAAGGACUCCAGGCCUCCUACGACGAUGUGAACGCGUUCGAGGCUGCGAGUUACUCGCAUCUGAAUGAAGCACGUGCCGCCGCGCGUCUGGCCCUUCGGCUCGGCGCCUCGCAGCACGGAAGCCGAGGCGCGGGCCCGCCGCCCG
Molecule: messenger RNA, 3272 nt
Organism: Prorocentrum cordatum
Lineage: Eukaryota; Dinophyceae; Prorocentrales; Prorocentraceae
Source: the annotation of a GenBank genome assembly